AUGUCGAUCACUCACAUUGUCAUGUUCCAAUUCAAAGCGGAGGUCAGCCCCGAAGUAAUCAAAGAUGUGUGCUCUCGGAUGCUCGCUUUGAAAGAUAAUUGUAUACACCCCACCUCACAAAAGCCAUACAUCCAGGCCGCAUCGGGCGGACAGGAUAAUUCGCCCGAAGGCAUCCAAAACGGCAUCACCCACGCUUUCGUGGUGCAUUUUGCGAGUGCUGAAGAUCGUGAUUACUAUGUGUCCAAGGAUCCAGCUCACCUGGCAUUUGUCAAAAGUCUGGAUGGUAUCAUCGAGAAGGCGCAGGCGGUUGACUUUAUCGAUCGUGUCUAUUGA
This is a messenger RNA of Aspergillus neoniger CBS 115656, 333 nucleotides long. RefSeq names its product Dabb family protein. The transcript has 3 exons. Lineage: Eukaryota; Fungi; Ascomycota; Eurotiomycetes; Eurotiales; Aspergillaceae. Bases 1 to 333 code for a protein of 110 amino acids. The record is from RefSeq and is a predicted model, not a curated record.